Polypterus senegalus (gray bichir) is the source of this 1059-nucleotide messenger RNA. Its product is annotated as olfactory receptor 1E5-like. Gene Ontology annotation, cellular component: membrane. Gene Ontology annotation, molecular function: G protein-coupled receptor activity; olfactory receptor activity. NCBI's taxonomy places the organism in Eukaryota, Metazoa, Chordata, Cladistia, Polypteriformes, Polypteridae. Gene Ontology annotation, biological process: G protein-coupled receptor signaling pathway. The record is from RefSeq and is a predicted model, not a curated record. The transcript has 2 exons. The coding region runs from base 1 to 1059 and encodes 352 amino acids.
AUGGGGAAAAAGAAAGCCGGGCGGACACAGAAGCCAGCCUCCAGACGCCGCAUGCCGCCCGCUCCACGGGUCACAACCGGAGAUGAAUUGAAGAAGUCAGCCAAGAUGUGGAAUGGGACAGUGACAGUGUCAGAGUUUGUACUACAUUGUGCGAUAGACCCUGAGCAGAGGACCAUUACAAUCGUGUCACUUGCUCUCAUCUACUUGGUGACACUCAUUGGAAACCUGCUAGUAAUUGCAGUUAUCACUAUGAACCCUCAUCUCAAGACACCGAUGUUUUUGUACAUCUGCUUCUUAGCCAUCAUUGAUGUCGUUAACAGCACCAAUCUUAUCCCACGUAUGUUGGCUAUCCUGCUCUUCAACUCUUCAACCGUGCCUUACGGACCCUGCUUACUGCAGCUGUCUGUCGUGUACUACCUUGGGGUUUUGGAGGGCAAUCUUUUGCUAGUUAUGGCCUGUGAUCGCUAUGUUGCUGUGGUUUAUCCCCUGAGGUAUCCAUCGAUUGUUACGAGUAAAGUCGUCUGGGCCAGCAUCUUCCUGGUGAACAUUAUUGGUGCAGUGAUCCUCACACCAUACCUGGUUUAUGUAAGAGAACUCUCCUUUUGUCGCACCAAUGUCUUGCCUUACUGUUUCUGUGACUAUGCGACAAUGGUUCAAAUCGCAUGUACCAAUGACCCCAAGUAUAUUGUCAUUUUGUCCAUCACAACAGGAAUAUCGGCAUCAUACUGUGUGACGCUGACCCUCUUUUCCUACUACAAAAUCGCUCGAGCUGCUCUGAAGAUCUCCUCCGUCAAAGGGAAACAGAAGGUCUUCAGUACCCUGCUGACCCACCUGCUGGUGGUGGGCCUCUUCUAUUGCCCUCUGAUGAUCUCCUACAUACUCCCUGGAGUCGGGGUGAAGCUGUCGGCCGAAGCCUGCACUUCUUUAAUCAUUGUAGCCAUCCUAGUCCCUCCGAUGAUGAAUCCCUUAAUCUACAGCUUUAGGAACAAGGAAAUAAAAAGCAGCAUCCACAGGCUUGUCACGGGAAAGAGAACAAAUCCCGAGAUCGAUGAUCCGUAG